Molecule: messenger RNA, 3668 nt
Organism: Budorcas taxicolor (takin)
Lineage: Eukaryota; Metazoa; Chordata; Mammalia; Artiodactyla; Bovidae
Gene: MMS19
Product: MMS19 homolog, cytosolic iron-sulfur assembly component
Exons: 31
Coding region: 11-3103 (1030 amino acids)
Biological process (GO): iron-sulfur cluster assembly
Cellular component (GO): MMXD complex; cytosolic [4Fe-4S] assembly targeting complex
Source: RefSeq, a predicted model, not a curated record
AGUUCGCGUCAUGGCCGCCGCCGCGGCUCUGGAGGCGGUGGCGCCUCUGGGCGCCCUGUGGGGCCUCGUGCAAGACUUCGUCAUGGGUCAGCAGGAGGGCCCCGCUGACCAAGUGGCUGCAGAUGUGAAGUCUGGAAGCUAUACAGUGUUACAAGUGGUGGAAGCCCUUGGGUCUUCUCUAGAGAAUCCAGAACCCCAAACUCGGGCACGUGGAAUCCAGCUUUUGUCACAGGUGCUCCUCCAGUGUCAUUCCUUGCUCCUGGAGAAGGAAGUGGUCCACCUGAUCCUGUUCUAUGAGAACCGGCUGAAGGAUCAUCAUCUCGUGAUCCCGUCUGUCCUGCAGGGUUUGAGGGCACUUAGCCUGUGUGUGGCCCUGCCCCCAGGGCUGGCAGUCUCUGUGCUUAAAGCCAUCUUCCAGGAGGUCCACGUACAGUCCCUGCCGCAGGUGGACCGACACACAGUCUACAGUAUCAUCACCAACUUCAUGCGAACCCGGGAAGAAGAGCUGAAGGGCCUAGGAGCUGAUUUCACCUUUGGCUUCAUCCAGGUGAUGGAUGGGGAAAAGGAUCCCCGUAAUCUUCUGGUGGCCUUCCGCAUUGUCUAUGACCUCAUCUCCAGAGACUAUAGCCUGGGACCUUUUGUGGAGGAGUUGUUUGAAGUGACAUCUUGUUACUUCCCUAUUGAUUUUACUCCUCCACCUAAUGAUCCCCAUGGCAUCCAGAGAGAAGAUCUCAUCCUGAGUCUUCGAGCUGUGCUGGCUUCUACACCACGCUUUGCUGAGUUCCUGCUGCCCCUGCUGAUUGAGAAAGUGGACUCCGAGAUUCUGAGUGCCAAGCUGGAUUCUCUGCAGACUCUGAAUGCUUGCUGUGCCGUGUACGGACAGAAAGAACUAAAGGACUUCCUUCCCAGCCUCUGGGCUUCUAUCCGCAGAGAGGUGUUCCAGACGGCAAGUGAGCGGGUAGAGGCCGAGGGCCUGGCGGCCCUCAACUCCCUGACUGCGUGUUUGUCUCGCUCUGUGCUGAGGGCCGAUGCUGAGGACCUCCUUGACUCCUUCCUUAGCAACAUUCUACAGGACUGCAGGCACCAUCUGUGUGAACCGGACAUGAAACUGGUGUGGCCUAGCGCCAAACUGCUGCAGGCGGCUGCAGGUGCAUCUGCCCGGGCCUGCGACCACAUCACCAGCGACGUGCUGCCUCUGCUGCUGGAACAGUUCCACAGGCACAGCCAGAGCAAUCAGCGGAGGACAAUCCUUGAAAUGAUCCUGGGUUUCCUGAAGCUGCAGCAGAAAUGGAGCUAUGAAGACAAGGAUGAAAGACCUCUGAGUGGCUUCAAGGACCAGCUGUGCUCACUGAUGUUCAUGGCCCUGGCAGACCCCAACACCCAGCUUCAGCUUGUUGGCAUUCGCACACUCACAGUGUUGGGUGCUCACCCAGAUCUCCUGUCUUCUGGGGAUUUGGAGCUAGCAGUGGGUCACCUGUACAGACUGAGCUUCCUGGAGGAGGAUUCCCAGAGUUGCAGGGUGGCAGCACUGGAGGCAUCAGGAAGCCUGGCCACUCUCUACCCCGUGGCCUUCAGCAGCCACCUAGUGCCCAAGCUUGCUGAGGAUCUGUGUUCAGAGGAGUCAGAUUUGGCUAGAGGGGAUGGGCCCACCAGGUGCUCCCGACAUCCACGCUGUCUGCAAGCCUUAUCAGCUGUAUCCACACAUCCCAGCAUCGUCAAGGAGACGCUGCCUCUUCUGCUGCAGCAUCUGUGCCAGAUGAACAGAGGGAGUGUGAGUCCAGGAACCAGUGAAGUUAUUGCUGUCUGUCAGAGCCUCCAGCAGGUGGCAGAAAAAUGCCAGCAAGACCCCGAGAGCUGCUGGUACUUCCAUCAGACAGCUGUCCCCUGCCUGCUUGCCUUGGCUGUGCAGGCUUCCACACCAGAGAAGGAGCACUCAGUUCUGAAAAAAGUCCUGUUGGAGGAUGAGGUCUUGGCCACUAUGGCGUCGGUCAUUGCCACUGCCACCACCCACUUGAGCCCUGACUUAGCCGCCCAGAGUGUCGCCCUCAUCGUGCCCCUCUUCUUGGACGGCAACAUCUCCUUCCUGCCUGAAAACAGCUUCUCUGGCAGAUUCCAGCCAUUCCAGGAUGGCUCCUCAGGGCAGAGACGACUGGUCGCACUGCUUAUGGCCUUUGUCUGCUCCCUGCCUCGAAACGUGGAAAUCCCACAGCUGAACCGACUCAUGCAGGAGCUUUUAGAGCUGAGCUGCUGCCAGAGCUGCCCCUUCUCCUCUACUGCAGCCGCCAAGUGCUUCGCAGGACUCCUAAACAAGCACCCUGCAGGGCAAGAGCUGGAUGAAUUUCUGCAGCUGGCUGUGGACAAAGUGGAGGCUGGGCUGAGCUCUGGGCCCUGUCGUAGUCAGGCCUUCACACUGCUUCUCUGGGUCACAAAGGCCUUAGUGCUUAGAUACCAUCCUCUCAGUUCCUGCCUUACAGAGCGGCUCAUGGGCCUCCUGAGUGAUCCAGAACUAGGCCCGGCAGCAGCUGAUGGCUUCUCUCUGCUCAUGUCCGACUGCACUGACGUGCUAACUCGUGCUGGCCAUGCUGAAGUGCGGAUCAUGUUCCGCCAGCGGUUCUUCACGGAUAACGUGCCCGCUUUGGUCCGGGGCUUCCAUGCUGCUCCGCAAGAUGUGAAGCCAAACUACCUGAAGGGUCUGUCUCAUGUACUUAACAGGCUACCAAAGCCUGUGCUCUUGCCAGAGCUGCCCACGCUGCUCUCCCUGCUGCUGGAGGCCCUGUCCUGCCCUGACUCGGUGGUGCAGCUCUCAACCCUCAGCUGCCUUCAGCCUCUUCUACUGGAAGCGCCCCAGGUCAUGAGUCUCCACGUCGACACCCUCGUCACCAAGUUCCUGACCCUCAGUGCCAGCCCUUCCAUGGCGGUCCGGAUCGCUGCACUGCAGUGCAUGCACGCUCUCACUCGCCUGCCCACCCCCGUGCUGCUGCCAUACAAACCACAGGUGAUCCGGGCCUUAGCCAAACCCCUGGAUGAUAAGAAGAGGCUGGUGCGCAAGGAAGCAGUGUCAGCCAGGGGAGAAUGGUUUCUGCUGGGGAGCCCUGGCAGCUGAGCCCCCAUCCCUGGCCUACACUGACUGACAGCCUAACCUGAAGUUACUAACCAUCGAGCCGCCUUGCCCAGGCAGGGAGACCGCUGGCCCGUGACUGCCUUUCCCACAGACACAACACAAAUGCCAGGCCUCUGCCGCAUGGCUAUACAAGAAAUACAGGAAUCCUGAUUUCUAAUGGAUUUGGGGAGUAACUGCGUGUGAGACUACUUGUGUUUGAAGAAUGAUCCUUGGUCUUGGGGCUCUUCCAUUUAUAUGUCAGAAAAAAGGAGCUAUGCUGCUGAGGGUGAAUGCAGAUGUGUGUGGCCCUGAGGACCAGGGAGGGUGGGAUGUGUGUGUGUACCUGCUGGAGAAUAAAGAUUUUUUUGGUAACGGGGCUGUCAGUUAUUCCCCUCUUCCACUUAUGCCUCAGAAGCAUCACUGCUUGACCUAGAAGAGAAAUGAUAGGAAUUGUUGAGGACAUCCAGCCCCUCCAAGUGAGGCACGGGUGGCAGGACCAGAACAUCUGCUCACUAGGCCCUGACCCCGAUUCCCCCUUCCCCAUCCCACAGGAAAGGCAAAGAGUGAA